This is a messenger RNA of Phacochoerus africanus (Common warthog), 3316 nucleotides long. RefSeq names its product TEA domain transcription factor 3 (gene TEAD3). The transcript has 14 exons. Gene Ontology annotation, molecular function: DNA-binding transcription factor activity, RNA polymerase II-specific; RNA polymerase II cis-regulatory region sequence-specific DNA binding. Bases 438 to 1613 code for a protein of 391 amino acids. NCBI's taxonomy places the organism in Eukaryota, Metazoa, Chordata, Mammalia, Artiodactyla, Suidae. Gene Ontology annotation, biological process: embryonic organ development; hippo signaling; positive regulation of transcription by RNA polymerase II. Gene Ontology annotation, cellular component: transcription regulator complex. The record is from RefSeq and is a predicted model, not a curated record.
CCGGCUCCUCAACACAAACUUUCCGUCCCGCUCGCUCCCUCCUCCGCGCCCGGCGCUUCCCGCUCCAGCCCGGCUCAUUCCGCACAUUCCGGCCAGCCCCCUCCCCACGACCCCCCUUCCCCGGCCCCCCUCUCCGCUCCCUCGGGCCCGGCGGAGCCGCCCGGCCGGAGCGCCCCCGCGAGAUCGGACCAGGCUCAGGCUGCCCAGUGGGCUCAGGCCCGGAGCCCAGAGCAACCAGCACAAUAGCGUCCAACAGCUGGAAUGCCAGCAGCAGCCCCGGGGAGGCCCGGGAGGAUGGGCCCGAGGGCCUGGACAAGGGGCUGGACAACGAUGCGGAGGGCGUGUGGAGCCCGGACAUCGAGCAGAGCUUCCAGGAGGCCCUGGCCAUCUACCCACCCUGCGGCCGCCGCAAGAUCAUCCUGUCGGACGAGGGCAAGAUGUACGGUCGCAAUGAGUUGAUCGCACGCUAUAUUAAAUUGAGGACAGGAAAGACCAGGACGAGAAAACAGGUGUCCAGCCACAUACAGGUUCUAGCUCGGAAGAAGGUGCGCGAGUACCAGGUUGGCAUCAAGGUCUCUAGCCACUUACAGGUUCUAGCCAGGCGGAAAUCUCGGGAGAUUCAAUCCAAGCUGAAGGCCAUGAACUUGGACCAGGUCUCCAAGGACAAAGCCCUCCAGAGCAUGGCGUCCAUGUCCUCGGCCCAGAUUGUCUCCGCCAGCGUCCUACAGAACAAGUUCAGCCCACCCUCCCCUCUGCCCCAGGCCGUCUUCUCCACUUCCUCACGGUUCUGGAGCAGCCCCCCUCUCCUGGGACAGCAGCCUGGACCCUCUCAGGACAUCAAGCCCUUUGCACAGCCAGCCUACCCUGUCCAGCCACCCCUGCCGCCAACACUCAGCAGUUACGAGCCCUUGGCCCCGCUCCCCUCAGCUGCUGCCUCCGCGCCCGUGUGGCAGGACCGCACCAUCGCCUCCUCCAGGCUGCGGCUCCUCGAGUAUUCCGCCUUCAUGGAGGUGCAGCGAGACCCCGACACGUACAGCAAACACCUGUUUGUGCACAUCGGCCAGACGAACCCCGCCUUCUCGGACCCGCCCCUGGAGGCGGUGGAUGUGCGUCAGAUCUACGACAAAUUCCCCGAGAAGAAGGGUGGCCUGAAGGAGCUCUACGAGAAGGGGCCCCCUAAUGCCUUCUUCCUCGUCAAGUUCUGGGCGGACCUCAACAGCACCAUCCAGGAGGGCCCUGGAGCCUUCUACGGGGUCAGCUCCCAGUACAGCUCGGCCGAGAGCAUGACCAUCAGCGUCUCCACCAAGGUGUGCUCCUUUGGCAAGCAGGUGGUGGAGAAGGUGGAGACCGAGUACGCCAGGCUGGAGAACGGGCGCUUCGUGUACCGCAUCCACCGCUCGCCCAUGUGCGAGUACAUGAUCAACUUCAUCCACAAGCUGAAGCACCUGCCCGAGAAGUACAUGAUGAACAGCGUCCUGGAGAACUUCACCAUCCUGCAGGUGGUCACCAGCCGGGACUCCCAGGAGACCCUGCUCGUCAUUGCUUUCGUCUUCGAAGUCUCCACCAGCGAGCAUGGAGCCCAGCACCACGUCUACAAGCUCGUCAAAGACUAGGGCGCCCUCUGCGCCCCCCACAAAUCCGGGACGAGCAUCUUUUCCACACGCCUGCCUGGCCCCCCACCCAGGGGUCCAGGAUCGAGGACUCGUCGGCCUGCCAGGCCUCAGGCCCGGGACCCAGGAGGCCUCCCCACCCACCCUGCACACACUCCCUGCCACUGUUCUGCGCUUUCACUGAGGGAGAAGAGGAGGGCCCAGCCGUGGGGCAGCCUGGCCAAGACGUCGUCACCGGCUCUGCCCAGCCUCCAAAGAACGGGGGGACACCUUUGGGCUCAGGCCACGGGCCCCUCAGGGGGCUCUGAGGGCAGAAUGGAGAUGAGGGAGCCACCGUGCAGAGGCCCCCGAAGGAGAGGGUCAAGCUGAGGUCAGGAUGAGAAAAGAGAGGGGCCCACACUCUCUGUGCCCGCCAUGUGCCAGGCCCGGUGCAGGCCCCGCAUGCCGAUUGCCACCCUCAGACCCUGCGGGGCCAGCGUGGGGCUCCAAGUCUCAGCGGAGGGGCCUGGGGGGGGCAGGGGGGCAGAGUUGGAGUCCCUGCCCGGGCCCACCUGUCUCCAGAGCCCAGGUUCACACUACCCUCCAGAAGAGGGGGUGGGAGGGAGGGUCUGCACUGAGGGGCUGGGGGCCUGAACAGACCACCACCUCCCAGAGCCCCUGCAGCUGGCAGUCCAGCCAGGGGCUUCAGGAGUCCCGUGUGGGGACCUCCAAGCGGCCGACCCCAUCCCCAGUCCCCAGCCACAGGCAGCCUCCUGCCGGGGUCUGGCUCCCAGGGAUAGGCCCAGGCUCAGAAACAGGCUGGAGGGUCAGAUGGGAAGAUAGAGCCCCAGCCCCUGGGCAGAGCAGCGGCACGGGGACAAGGGGUGGCAGAAGCUUUGACGUUUUCUCAUGCUAAGACUUGUGUCUGGCGGACACCGGCCCCUUCUGUUUCCCCACCUCAGUCUCUGGCCUGGAGCCCAGCCCCCCGCCCGGUUCUGGGACUGAAGAUUCAUCUUUGCCCUGCUGCCCCCCCACCAGGCCCCUCCAGCCUUGUCCUCCAGCCGCCCCAGGGUAUUUAUGAGUUUCCCAUGAAGUACUGUGCCCCUUCCCUUCCUCGCCCCUCCGCCCUUGAGCUUCCUGAAGGUCCUCACGGUUUGCAUAUCGCUCAGGCCACCUCCAGACCCAAACUAGGUUUUAUAAUGUAUAUUAUAUAUUUUUUGUGUAUUUUUUAAAUCCAGCUGUGAUGGGUUAUAUCAUAAAUGUGGCGCAAGGUUGGGGCAGGGGCUCUUGAGGCCCAGCUCCUGCUCAAAAAAAAAAAAAAGAAAAAAAAUUAAAGUUAUUUGUUUGUGGGUUAGUUCUGUGAGCAGUUGUGUAACAGACCUCUGGGUUGGGACAGCUUUGGGGCCCCCCUCCUGGAUCAGGGCCUGGUGUGUCACACACACACACACCCCCCUCUCCCCUGAGCACUACCCACUCUCAAAACAGAUAUGAUUCAAGGGUCCUGUGAAAACUUUGCCAACUCCAACCUUUCUCCCACCCCUCCUGUCAGGUGGCAGCGCUGGCCUGAGUGCCUUAAUGCUGCGUUGUCUCUUUAAGGGACGUGACUUGCCCCAGGUGACUUCAAUACGGAAGUGAGUCCCCUGUUAAGUCUCCGCAGCCCACAGUGGCUGUUACUGGUCCUCACUGCCUUCUCCUCACUCUACAUAUGAAGAAAGAGCCUCAAAGAG